Linum tenue is the source of this 1701-nucleotide messenger RNA. The record is from the annotation of a GenBank genome assembly. NCBI's taxonomy places the organism in Eukaryota, Viridiplantae, Streptophyta, Magnoliopsida, Malpighiales, Linaceae.
AUGCACUCGGCAGCAGAAUGUCAAAAAGCCCUCUGCUUCUUCUGCAUCAUGAACCACCCAGACCCAUUGGUUAGGAGAUCCCAAGCAUCUCAUUUCUUCCAACAGAUGCCUCUCACAGACGACAAAGACCACGUCUUGGUCCUCAGCAGCCUCCGAAACAUCGCCAUUGCUCAACCUGACGACCCUGAGUUCCCUUCCCUCGGCAUCUUCACCUCCAUGACCCGCCUCAUCCAAAAGGGUAUCCACCACAAGCAAUGGCUUCUGAAAGACCAGAACAUCUACAUCCCUUACUACGCCGCCCACAUCAUCGGCACCUACGCCACGAGCAACCCUCAAUCCGCCGGGAAAGCAGCCGAAUCGGGAGCAAUCCCGGCUCUGUUGGAGCUUCUAAGAGGGAAAAUCAGCUGGGUCGAACAGCGCGUCGCGGCUCGAGCACUCUGCCACUUGGCUUCCCACAACGUAGCAUUCCGUGCUACCAUGUCAGAAACAGAGGACAUCGUGGAGCUUGCCAUGGAAAUCGCUUCGAGCUGCCUCGGAACUGUGUACCGGCAGUUUCUGGCGACGGAAGAGAGGAAUCGGUUGAAGUACCACUGCGAAUUGCUGACCAGAGGGCUUGGAGGCGUCGAAACAGAGAACAGAAAGGCAGAGGAAUGGGGGGUUCAGUUGCAGGAAUGGUGUCUGUACCUUCUGACAUGCUUCGCUGGAAAAGGGAGUGAUAGAUUCCUCGAUCGAAUCUGCGAAUCGGAGUUCCUGAAGGAACUAUGCGGGAUGAGAGGCGGAAUCGAGAGCUGCAAAGAUUCCCCUGGCGGGCUCGGGUUAAUCAGAGAGCUCUGCAAUUUCGAAAUCGGCAGAGACAGAAUCAGCAAUCGGAGGGAAGUAAUUGAGAAUUUGUGUGACGUGGCGAGAUCUUCGGAUUCCUGGCACGAAACAGCGAUCGAGUGCGUCGUUUUACUUCUGAAAGACCCCGGAACCAGAAACAGAGUGAUCGGCUUCUCUGCCGCAGCGAUGGCGCAAUUGGUCGAGCUUCGGCGAACAGGGGAGACGAUAACGCGGGCUUUGCUGCAGGAUUACCACAGGAUCAAGUACGGUGAGAUGAGAUUGGGAAGCUUCGAAGUGGAGAAGGCGCUGGAAGAGACGUGGGAACUGAAGGUCGAGAGGAAGAAGAAAGAGAAGGUUAUGAAUACAGAGGAAUUGAAACAGAGGGAAACAAUGGCUGGUUUUUUAAAACGGGAAGGGAACGAGAGCUUCUGGCGCGGGGAAGUCGAGAAGGCGGUGUACGAGUACUCGAAAGCUCUUGAGGUCUGUCCUUUGAAGCUGAGAAGGGAGAGGAUCGUGUUGUACAGCAAUCGGGCUCAGUGUUGUUUGGUGAUGAAGGAAGCUGAACUCGCCAUUGGCGAUGCGACGAGAGCUCUGUGUUUGUCGGGUGGUUCGCGGCCUCACCGUAAGAGCCUGUGGAGGAGAGCGCAGGCGUUCGAUAUGAAAGGGUUGAGUAGGGAGAGCUUGAUGGACGGUUUGAGAUUCGUUGAAGUGGGGAGGAGGAAGGACGUUGAGAUCCCCUGCUUCGCGGCACGGUUGGUUAAGAAACAGAUGCAUGCCACGUGGCCUUUCGCGGCGGCGGUGAAGUCGGAGGUGGCGGCAGGGAAGUGCAAGAAAGUAGAACGUUUCGACCACGGCGCGGCAUUCGCACGUGCCGACCCCUAA